AUGGUCCCCGGAAGAGUGACUGAUACCAAACCAGGAGGCUACAUGGUUGCGAUAAAAAUAAUCGACAAGACGAAACUGGACGAGGAGAAUCUGAAGAAGAUUUUCCGCGAGAUCCAGAUAAUGAGGAAGCUGCGGCACCCGCACAUCAUAAGACUGUACCAGGUGAUGGAGACGGAGAAGAUGAUCUACCUCGUGACCGAGUACGCCAGCGGAGGCGAGAUCUUCGAUCACCUGGUGGCGAACGGCAGGAUGGCGGAGAAGGAGGCGCGGCGUGUGUUCGCGCAGAUCGUGGCCGCCGUCAGCUACUGCCACCGGCGGCGGGUCGUGCACCGCGACCUCAAGGCCGAGAACCUGCUGCUCGACCACAACUGCGACAUCAAGCUCGCAGACUUCGGCUUCAGCAACCACUACCAGCCCGGCCAGCUGCUGUCCACGUGGUGCGGCAGCCCCCCUUAUGCCGCCCCCGAGCUCUUCGAGGGCCGCAAAUAUGACGGACCCAAGACUGACAUAUGGAGCCUCGGGGUUGUCCUGUAUGUGCUGGUCUGUGGAGCCCUCCCAUUUGAUGGCCGCACACUGCAGUCUCUCCGUACAAGGGUUAUCUCGGGCAAAUUUCGGAUUCCAUUUUUUAUGAGUGCAGAAUGUGAACACCUCAUCCGCCAUAUGCUGGUUGUCGACCCAGAGAAGAGGCUCAGCAUAAAACAAAUUCUGAAUCACAAGUGGAUGACUCAGGGGGAAAUUCAGCCCAGCUUGCAGAAAAUAAUUUCAGACUUGGAUCAGCCAGAGGAUCUACUUGAGAGCCCCGAGCCUCUGAAUAAUCUGGUCAUGGAGCACAUGUUGAAACUGCCAGGCCUCGACAAGGAUAUGAUUGUGCAGUCUGUGCGAAAUCAUGGCUUUGACCACAUCAGUGCCAUCUACAGUUUGCUGGUUGACAAACUGGAGAAGCGUAGACUGAUAAGUUCCAGUACGGGAAGUCUACCAGUAAUUCAGAGGAAAGCGAGCAUAACAACAGGUGUGGUAGACCGUAGCCCUGUGGGUGACGGAGAGACGGAGCAGGGCGCUGGGUCUCCCCUCGUAUCCAUGCCAACCAUCCCUGCUGUCUUCUUGCUGGAAGACCCUGAGUCGCUGGAGAAGUUUGGAGAUGUUGACAUGCCUAUGGAAUCUGAAUCAGAGGAAACCUCACGGCAACCAAGAAGUGGUUCUGGAGUGGAUCGGUACCUAACUGCAAGGAGACACACAGUUGGGCCAGGAGAUACAGCUCACGAGCAGGUGCUGGAGGCGCACUACAUCGGACUGGACGCAGGUGCAGGUGGUGCCAUGCAGCAGCUCAACAUCCUGCCCAACACGAACCUGCCACUGAACAUUCCGCUCGUGCAGCACCAGCCACCGCAGAACUUCAGCAUCAAGGACCAGCACCUGCUGAAGCCUCCCACUGUCAUGGGGGCCAGUGAGUUUGGUGGUUUCGGUCGACGAGCAUCAGAUGGGGGAGCGAACCUGCAAAUGUUUUUCAGUCGUCAGAUGGAAGGCGUGUGGAGCCAACCGGGCAGUCAGGAGCACCUCCAGCUUCUGCAGCCAGGAAGUCCUACUCUCUCCCAGCGUUCACAGCCCAUUGCUGCUGCUAAUGGCAGCCCGGAGGGCAUCCAUAUGUCGGACAGUCUUCCCACUGAGGACCUGCCUGACGCACAUGAUGUGGCGAGCUGGUCGGCCGGGCAGCAGCACGAGCUGGAGGCAGCUGCUAGUGUGCUGAGGUGCAGCGAUGCCCACAGGUACAUGGAGUGGCGCGGCAAGGCGAAGCGGCACACGCUGGCCAUGGCGAGCUCCGAGGAGGUGCAGGAGGCACAGCGCAAGAUGCGCACGCGCCGUACUGGCCUCCCUACGGUCACGGAGCGCCCCCCAGAAAUUAGCCCAGAAGUAGUGUCUGAAGUAGAGGCGCGCAUGCGCCGCAAGUACCCAGUCUUACCACCACCACCACCACCCGCCAGCAGGUUCCCUCGCCACAAGAAACUUUCUGGCCUCGCCACAGUUCAGGAGGCAAAUAAUCGACCAGUGAGGGAUAGCUUCAAGGAGGUGAACAGCCUGCACCUGCCCCAGGAGAGGUACAGCCCCGUGCGGAGGGCCAGCGAGGGCUGCCCCUCCCCGUACCGCAGCCCCCAGCACCAGCACCAGCUGCAGGCACAGCAGGACGUCUUCGGCCGGGAGGGCAAUGUCAAGGCCCUGCAGCAGGAGUACCAGCAGCUGCAGCGACACAGUGGCAGUGCGGGCGACGCCCACGAGCUGCAGUUGCGCCACUCGCUCCACAUGCAGCAGAUGUUGGGCGGCUCCCCUCUGCGGUCAGCGACGCCGUCUCCGCCGACCACGCAGAGCCCUGCCUCUAUACCCGGUUCCCCCAUACACCAGCAAUGCUGCAGUGGUGCAGAGUACCCACAGUCGCCGACCUCCAGCGUGAGCUGCCUGGCAGCGGGGCUGAGUGGGCUGUCCACGGGCGGGGUGCCACUCGCACUCGACCUGCGAGUGACACCGUCGCCCCCGUCGAUGUCGCAGGCGCCGCCGCUGGGCACGAUCCGUGAGGAGCUCAACCGGCAGAGCCGACAGCAGCACCGGCAGAUGCACCCGCAGAUUAGCCUCACAGACGAGAUGGGUGACGAGGUCACCCUUGUCGCGCCUCCGCACUACUACUGCCCGCCCUCGCUGCCUCCGCCAUUUGCGAUACCCGGCCCGUGUGAUCCCGGCCGCCCGUCCAUAGUCCGAGGAAUUGGACGCCAGCGCCUUCCGACAGUCACGACUGGCGAGAUUCGGCGGGAGCAGUAUGCCAGGAAUCACCCUUCGCUGCAUCACACAUUCCCGCCACCUUCGGGGGUGGACCUUGAAGUGACGUCGCCACCUUCUUCACCUCCGUCACCUCAGGAUGGUGUCGUUGCUUCUGAGCUGCAAAAGACAUCUAGCGGAUCAUUCGAGGUGGCACUGUCGGAUUUUUGUUCACGACUCGAUGCAGCAGAUAUUCUCGGUCUGGUCAAGAGUAUUAUAGACACGCGCGCACCUCCGUCGAGCUUUGCAUACGGAGGCGAGUGGGGCUCGACGGACGGAUGUGAUGAUGAUGGCGGUGGUGGUGGACUCGCCCUGGAGUACCCGGGCGGUGUGCAGAUUGAGCUGAGGGUGUUUGGUUGUGAGUCUAAGGGUCUGAAAAUGCGUAGAAUAUCCGGUGACCACUUACAGUACAGCCAGCUGUGCCAGGAACUGGUGUCUUGCAUGUCUGUCUGAAGGUUGCGUUUCAGUUCUGUGACGAGUCUCUCGAGGUAUGAUUCAGAUGCUAAUACCUCUGCUGUCACUAAAGAGAAAUUCCACGAGCACUAGAAAUGUGCUUUCGUGAGUGCCAGAUGUACAUUUAAUGGCAGUUUCAUGUAAUGGAGCCAGUAUUGUCAAAAAGUGAUUCUUAUUUUUGGUACAGAAUUAAUGUGUCUUCUCUUUUGAAUAGUUAUUCUGAUAUGUAAUACAUGUGAACUGCAAGUAAUUUCUUGACCAGUGUCAAAAUUUGCGAGAGCAUGUGCACAUAUUUAUUGACGUGCCCUACACGGGAAUGUAUUUUCUACCACUUUUAAUUCUAUAUCGUAAAAAUAUUUCAUUUAAUGUGCCUUUCUACUUGCUUAGUAUCUGGGAUGUCAGAGUAGACACUAAAGACAUAGAUUUAUUGUCUGGAGUGCCCAUUCAGCCAAAAAGACGUAAUUGAGUGAUACUUUGACAGUGAUAUUCCCUAAUGCCCUAAGUGGAAGUAUAGUACUGUCAGUCAUUGUGAUAGAAUAAAUGAUUAUUAAAGACUUACAUACUUCAUAAGCUAUGAAUGGCAGAAGUUCUGACAGAAGAUGAGUGUUAUACAUGUUCAGUUUAAAGAAACAUUUGCAUAAAAAACUACUUACUCUUGUUAAGUCUAUGACUUGUCCACCAAGCAAUUGCUUAUCUUUGACAAUGGCAAAUUUACUUGUCCUUAAAAACAACAGUGUCUGUUAUUAAAGAAUGAUGAUCCACAUCUUUCUGACAAAAAUGAGGUUACUCAUAUCCUAACACACAGCAGUAAAACUGUUCCUAGGAAUCAGUACCACUGUCACAGGCAGAUGCUGUUGAUAAUGUAGCAUUUUAUGCACAUUUGAAACAAGGUUCUGUUAGCGAGUGUCAUAAAGGAGAUCUGUGUAUGUAUUGCAGUGAGCCUCUGCUUAUGGAUGUGUUAUCUGCAGAAAUAACACCAGUUUGCUCACAAGCACUGUCAGAACUCUGUGCAAUGUUAUUGUGUUGGACAUUCUUGAAGUUUCAUUGUCUGGGACGUCAAUGAAUUACUUUUUUCUGUGAAAAUGCCACUAUAUUAUUUGUGGGAAAUGAAUAAUUUCUACAUCACUAUGGUCCUGAAUUUUACUCUUGUAUGAGUUAUGGAAUGUGACUUAGAGAAUGAUGGAUAAGGACUUUUUUCCUUUUUUGGAAAAGUGAGAAAGCCUUUUUUAGUAGCAUCACCUUGUUGUAAGUGUUACUUUCAAUAGUAUUGUGUGUGUGUGUGUGUGUGUGUGUGUGUGUGUGUGUGUGUGUGUGUCAUUUUUGUUAAAAGGCAUUGUUCACAUCAGGAAGAAAAACCACUCCUCAAGGAGUUGAUUCAAUGACGUUAUCCCUGACAGGUGAUUUUAUGGCAUUCCAUUAAUUUCUUCUGCAUGAACCUUCAAAAUACUUUUAUCUACAUCAUAUUAUAAAGGAGUUUAUGGGAAAUUAUAUUUCUUGUUGUUAAUGAAGUUUUAUUGUAUUGUACUAUAGAUAUUUCAUUUAUGUAUCUUCUUUUACCUUGAAAACAACAUUAUUGUGUUCUAUAGAUUCAGUACACACAUUUUGACUUCCCUUAACUUGUCAUAAGUCCUAACAGUUAUGUGAGAGUCCAUUUUUACCAAAUUUGUACAAUGCCAUCACAUACUGCCUGCUGAUUGGCAUUUGUGGUGUAAGAAAGAUAGUUAUCAGGAUUGUGUGUGGAAACUGCUCACAUUAGUUCAUACAUACAUCUAUAAAACAUAGAGGGUAAUGGUAUGGGCAAAGUAUGAUCAAACCUGUAUGUGCUGAAUGAGCUUUUUUGUUUACGAUGAAUUCAUUUUAUUAUUACAGUUAUUAAAGUGCCUCUGAGUUACAAUGAAUGUUCUCUGAUGUUUCAGUUGUGGAAAGCUCAUAAAGCAGCCCAAAAUUUCACAUUCAUUCUUCUUGAUAACUUCUACGUAGGUCUCCUCAGAACUGGAAUAUUUGAUAAUUGACUGAAUCCUGUGCUCAUCUUAAUAACAGUUGUCAAACAGUGGAAAAUUCAGUAUGGAAUGAUGACAAUAUUUUGAAAAGGAUAGAUUGCUAUGCAUCAUAUGGCAGAGAUGUAGAGUCGCAGAUGAGCACAACAAAAAGACUGUUAGACAAAUAAGCUUUCAGCCAAUUUUUCCAAAUUUAGAAGGCCUUUUGGCUGAAAGCUUACUUUCCUAACAGUCUUUUUGUUGUGCCUAUCUGCAACUCAGCAUCUCUGCUAUAUGGUGAGUAACAAUCUAUCAUUUUCAUAAUAUUGUUAAUAACAGCUGUCUGUCACAGCCAACACUACUUAGUUGUAGGUCUGAAACUGGACUUGGAUGAGAGCUCAUUUGUUGUCAUUUUGAGCAUUAGACUAGGCAAGACAUGCUAAAAUUGUAUUGUACGGAGAAUUCGUUUGAGGAAACCGUAGAGUUAUGAGGAAACAGUACAACUGACUAGUACUUGCCCUGAGAAGGUGAAUUUCUGAUGCUGCUGACAGACAAAAUCAAACUAAGAGGAAAGAAAAGAGGGUUGUGUUUUGGAAGGUUAGGAAGAAGAGGCAGGAUGUGAGGGGGACACCUGAUGUGAGGAUGAACAGCUCAGAAAACUAGGUAUAGAUUUGUUUCUUCUUAUUGCGUUUCUCGACAGUACUGAAGUGUUGCCUGCCAAUCCUAAAUACUGGCGAGCCGUGCACUAUGAAAAUCACAUUGUGGCACAAGUAAAACCUACAUCUGAACUGUGGCAACAGAUGUCCUGUAGUAAUCAACUCUGUUACGGUAAUUUAGGUAACCUGACAUUAGUUUUGUGUUGGAGAGAAUCACAAUCGUAGUGUUAUAUCAUUUUUGUGCUGCUAAAUAGUUAUUCUUUCUCUUUGUCUUCCUUUGCUUUUUACACUGUUUACGUGUUCCUACCAGUAUUAUUUGCCUUGUGUAUUUAGGGGCAAUAAUAUCUACAUUUCUGACAGUAAAUAUGUGUAUAACUUAUUGCCAACAACAAGUAUCUGUAGGAUUUCCAUUAUUGCUAUACUUAUUUUUAUUUUGGGCAUUUUGGAUUCAUCUGGAGCAAAUUUGUUCAUUGCAGCUGUAGUCCCCUUGCUGCCAAGUCAGCUAAACUCAUGGAAAGCUGUUUUUUGGAUAUAGUACUCUUGUUAGUUUACGACUUCCCACAGCUCAGUUUAGUUGUUACAUUAAUUUAAAAGUUGAUACUAGGGUACGUAAUGUAUGCGUAACACAUAAGAAAAAACAAAAUUUAAAUAUUUCUUUAUAAGUAGGAAAAUGGACCAUCAAUGUGGGAGGACAUCAAACUGUAAAAUACUUGUCAAAUACUAUAACUUAUGAAAUGUAAACUUCACUUGUAAACUUAUCUGAUACAAACAUGUCUGAACAACACACAUAAGCGUGCAGUAUGUUCACCGAGACAACACAAAAUAAUGAUGAUUAUAUAUCAAGAUCAGCUGAUUUCCUUGUGCUUCACUGCACUAGUGUUGCAACAUAGAACAAAGCUUUUGGAUCCACACUGAGGUUAGCACUCACCUGCUAUACAGCAUGGAAAUGUGCAUGCUAUAAAAAAUAGGGUGAAAAAGUUUUGACAUUUUACAGUCGAAUAAUGUGGAAUGUUGACAAAUUGUUUAAUUGUACAUUAUGUGUUUUCAGUACAAUCGUACUGCUGUUGACUGUUUGUAAAAUAAAAGUAUCUUAUGCCAACUCAAAAACUUAAAACAUGGAAAUGUCGUAAAACUAAAACAUACACAUUUGGACUAUUUUCAUUAGAAGCUGACCUUAAAAACCAUGCCAAACAGCCAAUGUUCUUUUUAUGGAUCGACUGUACUUGUAUUAACUCCUUCAUCUUGUCUGCUUCCAUUUACAAAAUUGAGAUGGAGUUCUGGUUUAUUUGACCUCCUUAAUAAUGUUCCCUGUGCAACCUCUGUAAUGUCUUAAAAAUGAAAUAUUUUAAUGAGGGAGUCAAGUUCAGUUACUUGGUAUACUCACCUGUAGUUUCAGCUUUAGCUUAAUAAGACUACAGUACUACUACUUUUUGUGAAUUGGUGGGUUUGAGCAAACCUGAGAAUACUUUAUUUUAACUGUGGAACAAUUUUCACAGUAUGAGAACUUCUUGAGUGCCUUUGUAUGCUGCUUUAGGAGAUUAAAAUAUAAAUGUGUGUACUGGAUGAAUUUUGUAACUUACAAAAUUAGUCUUCUAUAUUUGAGUUAAUGUGGAUAUAUUUAAUGUCAAAUAUUGUAAGUAGUCCGUGUUUUGAGUUGUUUAUGUUUCUGAAAAAUAUUUUUGUAUGUCUUUAUGCCCACUGUUUUAAUCAAAUCUAUACUGUAACUGUGUAUAUCUUCAUUAUUCUUCUGUUCAGUUUUUCACAUGUAAUAUAGUGGUACGAAUCAUAAUACAGAAGUAACAGACAGCGCAUUAACACAGUUUUAGAGGUGUAUUUCUACAAUGCCAGUCAGUUGAGCAUAUUUUCUACUCUUAUCUAAUAAGACGUAUAACAUCUGUGGUUACAGCAGAAUGAGAUUUUAAAUUUAUGUCAAUAUAGCAGGCAGAUGAGUAUGUUCUUAUUCUUGAAACAGUGCCUUAAUAAGAAGUUUGGCAAUUAUUUACUUUGUGCUUAUCAUUAUCCACAGCAAAAAAUAAUUUUAAUACCACAGAACUCUUGUUUUAGUACACAAUAAUAACUGUCUUCAAAAAAAUCAAGAUAUUUGUACCUUUGACCACUCUCAGAAAUUUUAAUCAGUAUAAUAUACUUCUAGCAGUUGUGAUUAUGAAUGACACAGUUUCUAGUAUUAUAUAUCAUAGCUGCAUGAUAGGAAACAUAACAUUAGCAAAUGAUGAUGUAUUUCCAUGUGUUUUAAAAGUAUAAUACAUGGAAAGAAUUCUGAUUCGCUUCCAGUUCCAGAUUUUUGUAUUGUCGCAUUGGGUCUGACUUUGGUACUUGAGGUUUCAUGUAACUUUCAGUCAUUAAUUAAAAGAAAUAGUUUUUGAGAUAUUCAUCUAGUGCUGGUAAAAUUUGAUGAUGCAUAGAAAGCUCUAUUUUAUUUUAUUUUGAUUUUAUAUCGUAAUUGCGUGUGAUGAAGCAUGUAACAACUCAUGUUGUAAUUAGCAUGAUGUCAUUAAAAUGUUACUGGAUAAUUAAUCCAAAUCAAACAGAUGUAUAAAUUACAUUGUUGGGUGUAAUAAUUUUUUCAUCAGACAGCAAGCGUUAACUAGUAUUGAUUCACAUUCAGAUAACUUUCAAGAUUAUUUUGAAUUUGCAGGCUACAGGAUUUCAGUAGCUGCGAUGCCAUACAGUGCGUGACUGGCAAAGCUCUGUACUAGUUUGAAGGCUCAUAAAGUUGCAGAGCUAUAUGACUGGAGAAUUUGUGUUAAAGCACUGAUAACUUAUUUCAAGAUAAGAAUGCUGUAGGUCUCCUCGUCUCCCUUCCAUUUUGUUUUCAAACAUGUUCAUCAUGUCUUUGGCUUGUAAGACUGAGGUUUUAUUACAGUUCCUGAAACAUCACUUUGGUGUGCUGAAAUGUGUGUCUGUAGCAAUCUUGGAAGUAACUUGUUGUUUCUUUUAUUGUUACUAGACAUAUUAGAGAAAACACUUUCAAAAUCCAAACUUUUUUUUAAUUGCUGUGGAUAAACAUUUAUUCCAUUGAAGUAAGAGUCAAAGCAUUUCUACCUCCUUCCUACACUUUCACACAGAAAACGCCAACAUUUAAUGUAACAGUACCUGUACAUGCACCAGUUAAUUUAAGAUGUACUGUUGGUUAGCUAUAUAGUGACUGUUCUUAUAUAAAUUAACUGAAUUUUAUUUUACAUUGUAGUUCAUGUUUUAUUUUUAAAUUUUGACACAGUUACUUUGUUCUGGAAUUUGUUUAGUUCUUGUGUUGCAAAUUCAUGCUUUGAUUAAUGGUCUGAAGUGACAGUUUGGGCAAAUAAAUUUUAGUACUUGUAAGUACAGUUUUUGCAAAACGCACAAGUAAAAAUGUAAUGUUAAAAUGUUUGUGAGCAUAUCAUUUUUAUUUUAUUUUUAUUGUGUAUUGGUAAAUAGCUGUAGUUUGUUUCUUCAGCUCUGAAUGUGACUGAUUGUUAAGUGAAUAAAUAUGUUAAAAUACUAUUUUAAUGGAAAUUUUGUCUGUAAGUGACAAUAGAAUACCCAGAGUGGAAUAUCAACUGCAGUUCAAGGGGCCAGCUGCCCCUUGUGUUGCAGGUGAUGUUAGCAUUAAUGCACUUGCUGUACAAACACUAUCAUUGUGUCAGUGUCCUGUGUUUACUUGCCACUUCAUCUGUUAAGUGAAUGAAGAUAGGUUUUUCCUUCAGUUACAAUUGUGUUUGCAUUACACACUGGUGAUAUCCCUAAAUUGUGAUAGCUGACAUCUUGUUGAAUAUGUUCCUAGAUAACUAAAAUUUUUCCUCCUGUUUUCCUUUUUCUAUUUCCUAAUUAUUUUGUAACAGUGUACAGGAUUAUUUUGUAUCAAUAACACAAGCAAAACUCUAAAGUCGCAAGAUGUUGAUUAUCAUUUUUUAGAUAUUGGCAUUAAAUAAUGUGGUUUGGUACUUUUACCCUCUAAAUAGGAUUUCUUAAUUCUAAUAGCCAUUUUAAAAAUGGUUAGUCAAAACUGUUUUUUGUGUUUACAAUGUUCUCUUAAAAACAUAAAAGGAAAUCUUGUACUUUAGUUUUGUGUAUAUGUAUGUAUGUAUGUAUGUAUGUAUGUAAUGUAUGUAAGUGUACAGAAUUAAUUAUUUCUUUUUGUGUGGAUUAAAAUUGUAUAUUUAAUUUUCUAAAAUUUAGAUAUUUGUUAUUACACUCUGUGCCUCAUUACCUGAAGAUGACAAUGCAUUCAAAAAUAGUUUGAGCUUCAUAUGUUAAAUUGGCUAGCAUUGUUAGUAGUUUAGUUGCAGCAUUAAGAAGGACCUUUUAAGUGUUUCAGUAUUAAAUCUAUAAGCAACCUGUGGAGGUAUCAGUAACUUAUCCAUCCACUGCCUCUUAAAAAUACUUUUCUUAAAUAAAAAAUAUUGGGUACUGAUAAAUAACGAACAUGACAUGUGGGAACCAACACAUAUAUUUUUUAGAUCCCCACCUCACCCAUCAUAUGACCUAGUACAACAAAACAGAGUACAGCAACUAUCAUGUUCUGCCAUCAAGUUUAGCAGACACUGUAUAAAAGACCAGGUUACUGCAGUCACCAACUCUAGUGGGUAGCUAUUUUGGAAAUGUUUCUCACAAUUUUUAAGGGCACAUACAUUACUUUCUAUGAGUACUGACCUACUAUAAUUAGAAAAGCAAUCUUGGUCAAAUUGUUAAGUUCCUACUGCAGGUAUGUUUUUGUAUUAUGCCAAUGCUUGGUUAAUGAAGUAAUGUUAAACAGACAAGUACACUCACGGAUAAGAACAAAAUUAUUUUCUCAAUGGAAAGUUACUGAUAUUCCCUACGAAUAUAGUAUUUGUAAUGUCUUAAUACUAUAGUAAGUCUGUCCACACAUGCUGUUGUGCACACUUUUUGAAAUUAUUGUCUGUACAUGUAGCUGCUGUUAUGAUGAGACAAUAAUUUGCUUUCAUUAUGUUGAAGUGUGAACUGAUUUAAUGUGAGAACGCUACUGCCCUUCUCUUAUGCAAGCAUCACAUCUACAUAAAUUGGCCUUCAUUUAUUAAAAAAAGAAUAGAAUGUUAUCUUUUAAAUGUAGAUGUAUAUUAAUAACAAAGUAUUAAGUAACUAAUUGUGAUUUAAGAAGCACAAGAUCUAUGCCUUUUCAUUUAGAAGUUCUUUUAGCUUUUUGCACAGAGUACAUCAAACGUACACUAUAAUGUUAUUCGUGAGGAACAAAUAAAAGCUAAGUUUAUGAUACUGAACUACACAGUCAAAAUUGCCAGUAUUUACAUUUAGCAGCAUCACAUGUGUUUAUUCGAGGCAUAAUUUAUAAUUAGUUAUACAUACACGUAAGUAUCUGUGUAAAUUUUGUGUGCGUUUGAGGUGGUUGAAUGUAUUACAAGGACAAUCUUAAUAGAUCUUCAGCAAGCAAUUCAUUCAUUUUUUUUCCAAGCAACUUUGAAUGAAUCAUAGAUUUGUAAAUAAAAGUUAAUCUUUUUGUAAGAUUAUAGGUAAUGUUUCCUGACAAUUGAUCUCUUUUAAUUACAAACUUGCGACACUUACUUAUAUUUUAUUCAUAUUGACUUAAUAUUUGUUAUAGUCUUCUUAGAUUGACAUGUAUUAUAUGUGUGCUACUCCACACAGGAUGAUGUGUAAAGCAAACUACAUUGUUUUUCAUAGAAGUAUAAUGUGUAAAAAUUAUGUAUAGUUGUACAUAACUAAAGCUUGUGCUGUAAAUCUAAGGUAAGACUGUGAUUUUUACCAUUCUCAAAUAAAUACCAAGAACACUUCCGGUGCUUCA
Schistocerca americana (American grasshopper) is the source of this 11660-nucleotide messenger RNA. Its product is annotated as serine/threonine-protein kinase SIK3-like. NCBI's taxonomy places the organism in Eukaryota, Metazoa, Arthropoda, Insecta, Orthoptera, Acrididae. The record is from RefSeq and is a predicted model, not a curated record. Bases 1 to 3255 code for a protein of 1084 amino acids. Gene Ontology annotation, cellular component: cytoplasm. Gene Ontology annotation, biological process: intracellular signal transduction; microtubule cytoskeleton organization; protein phosphorylation. Gene Ontology annotation, molecular function: tau-protein kinase activity; ATP binding; protein serine/threonine kinase activity. The transcript has 19 exons.